AUGGAGUCAGACGAUCCCGUCUGCAUCCAGCGAAUGUCUCUAGGCCCAAGUGGUGCAGCACAUAUUCGCGAUCGAGUCGAGUCGGUGAAGCUGAACUCGCGAUCGAAGGCCGCAGGCGCUAAAGAGCUGAUGACGACUAUUACGCAAGACCUCCUGGAGACACACCUCGAUGAGGCCAUGGAUCUUUUUCGCCAAGAUCAACGGGAACGAGCGUAUCAGGAGAUCUACCCUAGCCAAAUGAUUAAGCCUGCUAGAUCCCGUAAAAGAUUUACAUCCGAUGUGGAGAUGGAAUCGUUGCAUUCGCGCAUCAGUCAACCAAAGGUUUUCGACCCUGACGACAUUGAUCCCGAUGAUUUGGGACAAGAAGAUCGUUUACACGCUGUGGUAGCUACGACCGAGACGUUGCAAGAUGGUGAUAGCAUACAUCAACGCAUUCGAGUGUCGGCGAUAACAGAGCUGAAAGAAUUCAGUGGCAAGGAUCGAGAUGAAGAUCGGGCCAGAAGCUGGAUCAGCAAGGUCAAAUCGGCCUUCUUGCGCGAUCAAUCACCCGAUGAGGAGAAGUGUUUAGUGUUCGGAGAUCUGCUGACAGACCCGCUUAAAACCGGUAUAACCAACUAA
Molecule: messenger RNA, 618 nt
Organism: Peronospora matthiolae
Lineage: Eukaryota; Oomycota; Peronosporomycetes; Peronosporales; Peronosporaceae
Source: the annotation of a GenBank genome assembly